CCAGUCGCUCCACUCACGGCUGCCCAGGAAGGCAGUGCGGGUAGCGAGCGCUGCUUUCGCUUUCCCUUCCCGGUGCCCACUCCUCGCUCCUAGCGCGGCGCUCGGCCCAUCGCCCCAGCAAUGGCCACGCUCAGGGUGCAGCCUGAAGCCCAAGCCAAGGUGGACGUGUUUCGUGAAUACCUGUGUACCAAGACAGAGGACCUGCUCGGAAGUUAUUUCCCCAAGAAGAUUUCUGAGUUGGAUGCAUUUUUAAAGGAGCCAGCUCUCAAUGAAGCCGACCUGAGCAAUCUGAAAGCUCCAUUGGACAUCCCAGUGCCUGAUCCAGUCAAGGAGAAAGAGAAGGAGGAGAGGAAGAAACAGCAGGAGAAGGAAGACAAGGAUGAAAAGAAGAAAGAUGACGAUGAAGACAAAGGUCCUCCCUGUGGACCAGUGAACUGCAACGAGAAGAUCGUGGUCCUCCUGCAACGCCUGAAGCCUGAGAUUGAGGAUGUCAUUGAGCAGCUCAACCUGGUCACCACCUGGUUGCAGCUGCAGAUACCUCGGAUUGAGGAUGGUAACAAUUUUGGAGUGGCUGUCCAGGAGAAGGUGUUUGAGCUGAUGACCAGCCUUCACACCAAGUUGGAAGGCUUCCACACUCAGAUUUCCAAAUACUUCUCUGAGCGCGGUGACGCAGUGGCCAAAGCAGCCAAGCAGCCCCAUGUGGGUGAUUACCGGCAGCUGGUGCACGAGCUGGAUGAGGCAGAGUACCGGGACAUCCGGCUGAUGGUCAUGGAGAUCCGCAAUGCUUAUGCUGUAUUAUAUGAUAUCAUCCUGAAGAACUUGGAGAAGCUCAAGAAGCCCAGGGGAGAGACAAAGGGAAUGAUCUAUUGAGAGCCUCCUCGUAUCCUGUGAUGAGUACAACAGAGCAUGACAUCACUUCUUAUCAGGGACUUCAGAUUUUCCCCAACCUCCUCCUGUUGAGGUUUCUUCCUCCCCCCAUCUCCCAGGCACAAUAAACACAGUCAUACUGUU
Molecule: messenger RNA, 1011 nt
Organism: Tupaia belangeri chinensis (Chinese tree shrew)
Lineage: Eukaryota; Metazoa; Chordata; Mammalia; Scandentia; Tupaiidae
Gene: PSME1
Product: proteasome activator subunit 1
Exons: 11
Coding region: 121-870 (249 amino acids)
Biological process (GO): regulation of G1/S transition of mitotic cell cycle; regulation of proteasomal protein catabolic process; positive regulation of endopeptidase activity
Cellular component (GO): nucleoplasm; cytoplasm; proteasome activator complex
Molecular function (GO): endopeptidase activator activity
Source: RefSeq, a predicted model, not a curated record